AUGCCGGACUUAGCAAAUGCAAUUGUUGAAUAUUGCAAGAAUUUAAAACAUUUGAAAAUACAUGAUCCUGGUAAGAUUAUGAAUGAAACUGCUCUAAAUAAAUUAACAGAGCUGGAAAAUCUUGAAAGUUUAAUAUUGGUUAUUAACGUUAUCCUCAGAGAAGAAUCAAUAAUUGCAAUUUCAAACAAUUGUAAAAAACUUAAACAUUUAACAAUUGGCGGUAGACUUUUAAUGCCAACUAUUGAUGGUAAGCCACUUUCUUCUCCAUCUGUUCUUGAUGAGUUGUCAAAAUUGCAAUAUCUUGAAGUUCUAUAUUUGUGUGGGACAUUACAUCUUAAAGAUAGUACAAUUAUUGCGAUUGCUAAUAAUUGUAAAAACCUGAGAUUGUUAGCAAUUAAUAGGUGCACAGCUGUUACUGAAACAGCUUUUGUUGCUAUAACGAACUUGAAAAAUUUACAAGAACUAGACGUCACUUCCCCUAAUAUUACAGACGAUUUUAUUAUCAAAUUAAAAGGCUUAAAAAAAUUGAUAUGUUUUAAAUGCCGUGAACUUACUAAUGCUGGUAUUAUUCAAUUUAUAAAAAAUAACCCAGAUCUUGAAGUAAUUGAUGUCAGCGGUAUAAAGAAUAUUACAAAUGACUUGAUUAUUGCUGCUGAUCAUGCAACUAGAAAUCGUACAAAUGGUAUUAUUUUACACUUAACAAUAAGUGAUCCGUCAAUAAUACCAUUUUUAACUAGGCCAACAAUUAAAUCUCAAUGGUUGGUUAAGCUAACAGAGCUGGAAAAUCUUGAAAGUUUGUCAUUGGUUUCUCAUAUUAAGCUCAGUAAAGAAUCAAUCAUUGCCAUUUCAAACAAUUGUAAAAAACUUAAACAUUUAGAAAUUCCUGGAAGACUUUUAGUACCACCUGUUCAUGGUUCUUCUCCUACUGUUCUUGAUGAGUUAUCAAGAUUGCAAUAUCUUGAACAUCUACAUUUGUGUGGGACAUUACAUCUUAGAAAUAGUACAAUUUUUGCAAUUGCUAAUAAUUGUAAAAACCUGAGAAUUUUAGAAAUCGAAAAUUGCACAAGUAUUACUAAAAUAGCUCUCAUUGCUCUAACAAACUUGAAAAAUUUACAAAAACUAGACGUCACUCUCGUUAAUAUUACAGACGACUUUAUUAUCAAAUUAAAAGGCUUAAAAGAAUUGAAAUGUUCUUAUUGCCAGGAACUUACUAAUGCUGAUAUUUCCAUGGGUCUCCAAAGAUUCAGAAAUCUUCACAAAUUAACAUCACUUGGUCUCCGUUCAGACAACAUAAACCUUCGAGAAAUAGCAGACAUAACAACACUUGUUCAUCUUAAGAUUGGAUUAUAUACUGCUCAUAUAUUUAUACCAUUAAUUCUAUUUAAUAAACUCGUUAAUUUGGAGUAUAUCGACUUAACGAUGGCUGAAAUUCCUCUUGAAAAAUGGUUAAACUUUCAAAAUUUACAACAUCUUGGUAUUGCUUGUAACAUGAUGCCGGACUUAGCAAAUACAAUUGUUGAAUAUUGCAAGAAUUUGAAACACUUGAAGAUACAUAAUACUAAUCGCUUGAUGAAUGAAACUGCUUUAAAAAAGCUAACAGAGCUAGAAAAUCUUGAAAGUUUGUCAUUGGUUUUUCGCAUUAAGCUUAGUGAAGAAUCAAUAAUUGCCAUUUCAAACAAUUGUAAAAAACUUAAACGUUUAGAAAUUCCUGAUAGCUUUUUAGUACCAUUUAUUGAUGGUGAGCCACUUUCUUCUCCAUCUGUUCUUGAUGAGUUAUCAAAUUUGCAAUAUCUUGAACAUCUUAAUUUACAUAAAUUUAAUUACCCACAUGAGGGAAUAAAUCUUGAAGAUAGUACAAUCAUUGCGAUUGCUAAUAAUUGUAAAAACCUAAAAAUAUUACAAAUUCAAAAUCACAGAAAUAUUACUGAAAGAGGUCUCGUUGCUUUAACAAAUUUGGAAAACUUACAAAAAUUAGAGGUAGAUUCUCUUAAUAUUACAGACGACUUUAUUAUCGAAUUAAAAGGCUUAAAAGAAUUGGAUUGUUCUUAUUGUCGAAAACUUACUAAUGCUGAAAUUCCUGGAAGACUUUUAGUACCACCUGUUCAUGGUUCUUCUCCUACUGUUCUUGAUGAGUUAUCAAGAUUGCAAUAUCUUGAACAUCUACAUUUGUGUGGGACAUUACAUCUUAGAAAUAGUACAAUUUUUGCAAUUGCUAAUAAUUGUAAAAACCUGAGAAUUUUAGAAAUCGAAAAUUGCACAAGUAUUACUAAAAUAGCUCUCAUUGCUCUAACAAACUUGAAAAAUUUACAAAAACUAGACGUCACUCUCGUUAAUAUUACAGACGACUUUAUUAUCAAAUUAAAAGGCUUAAAAGAAUUGAAAUGUUCUUAUUGCCAGGAACUUACUAAUGCUGAAAGUUCAAGCAUUUAA
Aphidius gifuensis is the source of this 2430-nucleotide messenger RNA. RefSeq names its product F-box/LRR-repeat protein 3-like. The transcript has 7 exons. Gene Ontology annotation, cellular component: SCF ubiquitin ligase complex. NCBI's taxonomy places the organism in Eukaryota, Metazoa, Arthropoda, Insecta, Hymenoptera, Braconidae. The coding region runs from base 1 to 2430 and encodes 809 amino acids. The record is from RefSeq and is a predicted model, not a curated record. Gene Ontology annotation, biological process: SCF-dependent proteasomal ubiquitin-dependent protein catabolic process.